GAGACCAUCCUGCAAAGUUGAGCCUAAGACUGGCAAGAAACAUGCAUCUCUCAUCACUCACAAAACAUUCAACUGGAUGCUUUUGAAGAAACUGGAAUUCAUGCUUUAUGCCAUUUUUGGUAUAUUAGCUGCUAUGAGUUUUUUCAUUCCUCCAUUAUUUUUGGUUCCAUUUAGCUACAGCCUAAGGAUAGAUGAGUCUUGGACUGCAUCUCUGCGGUCCAUUUUGGCUAUCAUGGACUUCAUGGGCAGAGUAUUGUGUGGCUGGUAUGCUAACCUCCGCUUUACUAGGACAAUCCAUUUGCUGACAGUGACAGUUGUUCUGAUCAGCACGUCUUUGAUGUUAUUGCCGCUGGCUAACACUUACCUGUCUCUGGCAAUAUUCACUGGCUUUUAUGGCUUUUUCUUUGGUGCGACAGUGUCCAUCCACAUCACAGUGCUGGCAGAUGUCGUGGGCAUGUCAGAUUUUGACAGUGCCCUGGGGCUCUUCAUGCUUAUUAGAAGCACUGGAAGUUUUCUGGGGCCUCCUCUUGCUGGUUUGAUUGUGGACCUGGCAGAAGACUACAGUGCUCGCUUCUACAUGGCAGGAGCCACUCUCAUCCUAUCCACUGUAUUUUUGGUUGCUAUAGAUCAACGUCAGCAGAAGAAAGAGCAAGAGAACCAGACUGACACUAAAUCAAUGAAGCAAGUUCUGCUCUUCCCUUCCCUCCAUUUCCUGAGACUUAAGACUGGAAAGUGUCAAGAUCAAGCUAUGGGAGUGUGACCAUUGCAAUUCAUCUCUGAGAAAAUUUAGGGGCUUAUUUAAAUGUUUAGGUUGAAUACAUUCCAGAUUUUUUCCCCCAAGGCUACUGAAGUUGUGUUUACACAAUUCUUGCUGAUACUCUGUGUAGGGCUGUGUAAAAUUCAUAAAAAAAGUCACAAAUUGAAUGCAAAAAAUUCCCAAAUGUUCAUAUAUUUUAAUAUGAAAGUUGCA
Messenger RNA from Pelodiscus sinensis (Chinese soft-shelled turtle), 970 nucleotides. NCBI's taxonomy places the organism in Eukaryota, Metazoa, Chordata, Testudines, Trionychidae. The record is from RefSeq and is a predicted model, not a curated record.